CAGCGUUCUAGCAUCAACACUAGCGCAACCAAGCGACAGAUGAUUUAACUAAAACAAUUAACAAUUAUACAAUGGAUUAUGAAAAAAAAAUUUAGAUUCAAAGCAUUAUUACAUAAGUAUGUUUUUAAAUGAAGUUUAUUGUAUUUAAAUCAAAAUAAAUAAAUCUGAUUAUGGAAAUUAUGGAAUUAUGGAAAUAACUAUAUCAACUCGUAACUAUGGACACAGAAAACUUUAAACCUUUAUUACGAUUAAUUAAUUUAGAGAAGAAAUAUCAAAUUAAUAUCGAUUAAAUGGAUAAAUGUUUAACGAUAUUCACGAAAAAACAUGUUGGAAUCGAGAAGAGAAUCAAUCAAGAUUUUUAUUCACGAAAGAAAAUACUGAUUGAAAAACUUAAGUUAUUCUGUCAUUUGAUCGAGAACAAUGCGAAGCAGCACCUAAAAAAGGAAACAAUAUGGGAUGAAAGUAAUAAAUUGUGCGAUAUUGAGAAAGCUAAACAUGAAAUGAUACAACGGAAGAGUCUUCUUCAUAAAGAAAGUUUAAAUUUUAAGCAAUUUCAACGAAAUGUCGAAUUAGAAUUGGAAGCAAUAAAACUUGCAAAAGAGAAUAUCGAAGAAAAUUUGAAAGAGACAAUAAAAAAACGAACAGAAGAAUUCUCAUCCAAGAUUUUAGAUGCAAAUUUAAAGAAUAAAAUAAAAAUAAAAUCUAUGGAAAUGGAAAUCGAAAAGUUCGAUCUCCGUUUAAAAUCUAAUCAAGAAAUAAACCAAUUGGAAAUUAAUGAUUUAUACAAGAAACGAUAUAAAAUGAAAAAACUAUAUCUAGAUGAAAUGGUAAAAUAUGACAAAGAUAUCGAAUCACUUUAUACGUAUAAAAGUACUCUUUUAACUGAAAAAGAUUGUAUCAAUAACGAAUACGCCAUUAUUCAGGAUCAGCUCAUCGCACAACGUAAUUUAUAUAAACAAUUAAAGGAGGAACAGGAGCUAAACGAGAAAAAGGCUUUUCUAGAAAGGAUAGAAAAUUUUCGUCGAAAUCACGCGGCGAAAAUUAUUCAACAAAAUUGGAAAUUAUAUUACAUGCGUGUAUCUAUGAGAAAAAAGAAAGGUAGAAAAUAAUUUGCAAUCAAUUAAAUUUCCAUAUUUCAAUUUUAUCCUUUUUAAGUAACACAGAUAAAACUUCAAUAUACGUACGUAUAUUUUGCUUGAAUAAUUUUUCUUGUGUCAUCGAUAAAUUAUUACACUUACAAAAUAUUUAUCUUGAAUGACAGUAAUAUAUAUUAUAAUUCCAAUGCAUAAAUUUUAAACAGAAAUUAUUAAAUGUCUAACUAUAUUGAUCUUUUACUAUGUUUAGAAAUCUCCCUUUCUCUCCUUCCCUCUCUUUCUUGUUAUCCUUUUCUCUUCUUUUCUUUAGCCCUCCUCGUAACGUCACUCUGUUGCUCACCCUUGCUGGAUUUUCGCUCUUAUCGCGAUCGUGUUUGCAUUUCGAUAAUAUAACUUGCAGAGAACAAACAAAAUGUUCUCUCUCUAUUUUGAAAGAAAAAUAUGGAACUAAAUUACAUAUAUCUCUCCUACAAUUUUAUGUAUCUGUCUUCCAAAAUGCAAAAUGAUAGGCAAAAAUAAACUGUAACUUCAUUAACACGUUCAAUUAUCAUUUAUUUAACACAGAAAUGCAAAUUAAGAUAGAUAAAAUGGGACAGAUAAAAAAACGAAUGGAAAAAGCUUGAAAUUUAAAAAGGGAAAAAAAAAGAGAGUGAAAAAGUGAAAGAAAAUGUAUCGUUAACAGCAUUGAAAAAUAACUUUACCUAAAAGCUAAAAGGUGAUGAACCGCGCAACUGGAAAACGAAUAAGUUAAUAGUCACGCGGAGGUUGACGCAUGCUCUGUAACGUUUCCCCGGGGUGAUAUUCAGUCAGGCAAACUGAGCCAGGAGCCGAGGCUAGUAGACGUUCGAUCGUUACGAGGUGAAUCAGUGGUCGGGAGUACCGCGAAACAAACAAUUUUGGACAUGCGUAUCGAUCGUUAUCGUUCGCACCUACGUAUGGCCACUUAUUUCUGGAAAAUAUCUUCCAUUAUUAGCAUCAAUUCUAAUAUUUAGUUUGCACAUCAAUAAUAACCUUUUGCUUCGUCACGAGGAAAAAACGGUUGAGCAAGAGAAGAGAGGGCGGAAGAAAGAAGAGAAGGGAGAUAGAAAGAGAAAGAGAGAUAGAGAGAAAAAGCGAAAUCUAAACAAGAAAAAUAAUAUCGAAAAUAUUCUCUUAUACUAUACUGUAUGAAAUGAGAAAAAUUCCCAAUUGAAGAUUUGGAUCAGUUGCUUGAAACGGAUUCGAAUUUUGGAAAAGUUGAAAGAAAAUUAAUUAGGGUGAGAUCGAAGCAAUCCUAGCAUGAUAUUAUUAGAUAAAAACCAUUUAGAUGCAUGCCGACAUUGGAUAGUCGGUCUCCAAUUUUCCCCGUAGAACGAAUGCGCACCACCUGUAGCUCGAUAUCUAUGCUCGAAAGGUCAAUCACCUUUUCAUUAUGUUUUUUUGCAAAUCAGGAAAUGAGGAAAAUAUAGAAAUAAAAUAGAAGAAAGGAAGGGAAGGACGAGAAAUAAGAGGGAAAAAAUAAUAGUAGAAAUAAAAGAAAAAGAAAGAAAACGCGAUAGAAAAGACAAAGGCUA
Messenger RNA from Apis cerana (Asiatic honeybee), 2647 nucleotides. RefSeq lists its product as uncharacterized. Lineage: Eukaryota; Metazoa; Arthropoda; Insecta; Hymenoptera; Apidae. The record is from RefSeq and is a predicted model, not a curated record.